Messenger RNA from Rhizophagus irregularis DAOM 181602=DAOM 197198, 288 nucleotides. RefSeq lists its product as uncharacterized. NCBI's taxonomy places the organism in Eukaryota, Fungi, Glomeromycota, Glomeromycetes, Glomerales, Glomeraceae. The record is from RefSeq and is a predicted model, not a curated record.
AUGAGUGAACUAUAUCCUGGACAUAAGGUCUUAGAAUCUUAUUUUAAAGAAAAAGGACAUUUUGCAUCAUAUUAUGGGUUCCUACUUCUUCACCAAAACACUAUUGUUGCUUCAUCAUUACCAGCUAAUAAUUGGAAGGAACUUAAUAAUUGUUGGACCAAUCACUUUCUAAAGGAAGCAAAGUAUUAUGAAAAAGAUUUAAUUUCUAUAAAGGAAAAGACAUAUGAAGAGCAAUCACGUUAUACAAAAGAAUUAGAAAAUUACUGGAAAGAAGUUAAUAAAUUAUGA